This is a messenger RNA of Prorocentrum cordatum, 696 nucleotides long. The record is from the annotation of a GenBank genome assembly. NCBI's taxonomy places the organism in Eukaryota, Dinophyceae, Prorocentrales, Prorocentraceae.
AUGGCGGCGCUCCGCGCGACGGGUUCCGCAGUGGCAUCGCAGUCCGUGGCAACGCCGCGGGAGGCGAGGUCCACGCCGAGGCAGAGCCCGCGGAGGCAGCCCGCGGCCCCGAGCUCGGCGCGCGGCGCUCCCGCCACGGCGCCCGCCGCCGCGGGCAGCGGCCCCGGCGACAGGGCGGCAGCCCGAAGGCAACAGCCCCAGCGGGCGUUCCAGGACGCGGCGGCGUCGGUCGAAGAAGGCCGGCUCCGCCUGCCGGAGUUCGAGUGGUACCUGGGGCCGAUGUACAGGCGGUACGCGGAGAUCCUGGCCGAGCGCGCCCGUGCGGCCGACGGCGGGCCGGUCAAGAAGAAGGUGAAUUACACUGCGCCGCCGGAGGACCCCUGGCUGAAGCACACGAGGCCGCGCUCGGUCCACUACACGUUCUCGGAGUGCUUCCACGAGCGGCCCCUGCAGGAGCACGCGAGGAUGCACGUGACCACGGGCCGCAGGCCGACCACGCCGCGGUCGGCGAGGGCCCACCCUCCCGAGGAGGAGCCCGGCCGCUCGGGCGAGCGGGGCCUGUAGGCGGUCGGCGAGCCCUCCGCGCUCCGACACGGCCAGUGAGGGCCCUCGUGACGACUUCUGGCGCCGCCGAAUCGGUGGCCGCGCCUGGGCGAUACGAGUUGCUCCUCUCCACUCUGCUGGUCCCGGCCUCCC